GACAAAUAACAACCACACUCUUUCAAAUCUGCUCAUAUUAGUUUGGUUACCUCUUACUGUUCUGCAACAGUAUGUGUAGUUUACUUCUAUCGGCAGACAGGAUUUUGGGAUCCACAAGUGAUUCCAAAAUAUCCAAUAUUACUGGUUCAACUUCGUUCAGUCGAGUUUGAAGAUUGUUUACCUGUUAAAAGCACGCUUUAGCCCUAUGUUGCCAUAAAGUUCAAAUAUGGUUUGAAAAAUAAUUGAUUAGCCUUACCCUGUGCUGCAAAAUGGCCUCAAGAGCCCUGAACUCAAAAGGCAAGGAGUGAGUCUGUGAAGCCAGCUGCGGGGCGAGCUCUAGAACUAGCCAGCGCUCCAAUCCCAGACCACGGAAAUCCAACACCAUAAGGCAAUGGGGAGUCACAAUGGCUUUCAGUGACUGUGGAGGUGCAAACCAUGGGCACAGUGAGAGCUCAUGCUUUCUAAAAUUGCCAAAGACAGCACCUGCUUUCAAAUAUUUUGCUUUCAAUUUUUUUUUUUACACCUGUAAUCACAGAGUCUAAGGUCCAAUAGUCUGAUCUGAUCAGUAAAUAUUUGAAGCGAGCGGUAAAUCGAUAAAAUGGGCUGCAACUUAACAAAGCUAACCUCUAAGAUUGAUAAUUCUUCCCUAAAGUCACAAUGUGCUCCAACAUUUACAUGCAAUACAUGACCAGCUGUACCGCAGGAGGGUCAAAAAGUACUUGAAUGCUAAGCUUAUUAUUAUUAUAAGUGUUGCUAAUUGAAGAGGCAGACGCUCCUAAGCAACCAAGAGCCAAGAAAAAAACAAUCAGGAAACAAUAUGGCUAUCAAGGUGGGUUGUCUCUUCCUGUUGCUGUUGCCUCUCCUGUCGCUAAGCUGGGCUGACGAAAUAACGUGUCUGAAGACCGUGUCCAGCUGCAGCCAGUGUAUGCUGUCGGGUCCACAGUGUGUGUGGUGCACUGCCCCUAAUUUUAAACGUCGCUGUAACACCUUAAGUGGGCUACAGAAGGCAGGCUGUGAUGCAAGUCACAUGUAUAACCCUCAAGGCAGUGUUCAUGUCACCAGGAAUGACAGCAGCAAUGAACCUACAACAGGGACUCUAUUCCUGCAGCCCCAGCAGGUCACCCUCCAUUUGAGGCCUGGAGUAAGCCAGUCCUUCCCCCUUUACAUCACCGUGGCGAGAAAUCAGCGUACUCCACAGCUGAAUAUGGACACGAGUCUCAUGCCGGCUGAAGUCAACAUCACAUUCAGCAACAUUCGACAUGGGAACAUGAUAGUGGAGGUGAAUGUGGAGGCUUCCAAUUGUCACAAAACUAGUGACAACUCAACUCAGGACAGCACAGGACCCUCGUUUGUCCACAUAACACCAAGAGGCUUUUUACAAAGUCUUAAGUUGGAGAUCAUUUUAGAUUGCGAGUGCGACUGCAAAGGAAACCGCGAGGAAAACAGUCCAAGUUGUGACGGCCAUGGAGAUCUUGUGUGCGGCUCUUGCGAAUGCUACCAACCUUACAGUGGACAACACUGCCAGAUCAAUGUAGGGUCAAACUUUAACAGGGAUGAUAAAACCUGUCGCCAGGGACCAAAUGCUCCAUUAUGCAGCAAUAGGGGGACGUGUGUUGAUGGCGAAUGCCUAUGUCACAGUCAAGAAAACCCAAAUGAACGAUACCGCGGAAUGUUCUGUGAGUGCAGCAAUUUUGAUUGCCCCUUUCACAACAACAGGUAUUACACCACAAUAUGUCCUUACGGCUGUAAAUCUGAAUCUUUAAAUACAUUUCAUUUUCUCUUCAGGAUAUGUGGUGGACACGGCAGUUGUGAGUGUGGACAAUGCAUUUGUGACAAUGACUGGACCGGUGAGGAUUGCAGCUGCACCUUGGACACAACCUCAUGCAUGGCAUCAAACCAGCAGCUAUGUAACAAUCAAGGGUUGUGUCAGUGUGGGAGUUGUCGUUGUGAUCCGCCUUACGCGGGCCCGACCUGUGAGAGUUGUCCCACUUGUUUGGGCCCUUGUCAGACUCAUGCAGAAUGUGUGGACUGCCGGGUGUUUGGGACUGGACCGAAAAAAGACAGGUGUCAGGAUGAGUGCAACUACCUCAUUGUGACAAAAGUGGGGAGCAAAACGUAUAUUGACGCACCCUGUAAAAUGAAAAGCCGUGAGGACUCUUGUUACUUCUAUUUCAGCAUCUCCCAAGACCGCGAAGGGAUACACUGCACUGCGGCAGCUAUGAAAGAAUGUCCAUAGGGGAAAAGAUCCAAGAGGCUCAAAAAUCAUCUAGAUCGAUUUUGGCCUUCUCAAACAUUGUACAAUGAAUCCUUUGUUUCAUAAUCCCAUGUUAGAUUUCAUUUACCAAUGUGAUGUAUAUUAGUCUAAAUACUAAACGUGCUUUUACAGGAUGUUUUAGCAUUAUACAAUAAAAAUUGCAAUAAUUAGAAAUGUCAUGUUAAAUGAGAUUGCUAUGUUUUGCUUUGCUGAGAACAUCAACAAUUGGCAUACCUCCAUUCGUAGAAUAAUGCAGUUGUUUCUGGUACUGAGGCUGGUACUGUGUUGAAAGCGUAGAUCCCUGGCCUGAAGACUUAGCUCUUGGCAAAGCUCAGUUUUCUUUUUCUCUAAGACAAAACACCGAAUGGAGUCAGUGAACUGUAACAGUUAUGAUUUAUAACAUAAGUGUUUAUUAUUUCAUGCUUAUGGUACUUCUAAAAUGAGAGGGAGACCAAAUAAAACUACAGCCUUUGGCAAUACACUGAACCGCUUUCAGGUUGAUGUUGUAAAUACGAAACUUCUUUCUUUAACACUUAUUGUUACAUAUGGGGUGCAAUUUAUGCUUUUGAUUAGGUAUGGUACUUACUAAAGACGCACGAUAAUAUUGGUUACCGAUAAUUAUUGGUCGAUAAUGGUCAAUUAUGACGUCACACCGAUAAUCCAGAUUUUAAAAAAAUCAUCCGAUAACGCAUUCUAGAGCUGAAACCAAUACUCGAGCAACUCGAG
Molecule: messenger RNA, 2980 nt
Organism: Corythoichthys intestinalis (scribbled pipefish)
Lineage: Eukaryota; Metazoa; Chordata; Actinopteri; Syngnathiformes; Syngnathidae
Product: integrin beta-1-like
Exons: 6
Coding region: 818-2236 (472 amino acids)
Biological process (GO): integrin-mediated signaling pathway; cell-matrix adhesion; cell migration
Cellular component (GO): focal adhesion; cell surface; integrin complex
Molecular function (GO): integrin binding
Source: RefSeq, a predicted model, not a curated record